Adineta steineri is the source of this 927-nucleotide messenger RNA. NCBI's taxonomy places the organism in Eukaryota, Metazoa, Rotifera, Eurotatoria, Adinetida, Adinetidae. The record is from the annotation of a GenBank genome assembly.
AUGAAUCAAGUUGCAUUUAUAUUGUGUUUUAUGACAUUUAUUAUUUGUUCAUUCACAUGUUUAUUUUCAUGUAUUAUAUUAAUUUGUGUUAUUCAUCAUCUUUAUCAUAAUCGUUUACAACAAGAAGAUCGAAUAACAUUUAUUCAUUGUAUUAAUAUUUAUUCAUUAGUUUUGGCGUAUAUUGGAAUAAUAGCAUCAUUUAAUAUUCAAACAGUUUUAGGAAAUUUAUAUGAAUAUGACUUUAAUACAUCAUGGUGUGUAGUUUUAGGAUAUCUAGCUCCUACUCUAGCGUGUAGCCUGUUUUGGGCUUUUGUGAAUCAGGCAUUCUUUCGUCUUUGUCGAGUUGUAUAUCCAACUGUGAGAAGACUUCAAUCAUAUCAAUUAUAUAUUAUUUUACCAUUCAUAGAACUAAUUUUCAGUUGUAUUUUAAUGAGUUUGAUUCUAUUUUUACAUUCUAUUAUUUAUCUUCCAACAGAUUAUUAUUGUUUUGUACCAUUUACUAAUGUGUAUAGUAUGUUUUGGCUUGUAUUAAAUAAUUACGGAAGUCCGGUAGGAGUGUUAUUGUUUAUUUAUAUCCGCAUUACAAUUUUUCUUCGUCGUCAAACAAAUACUCCAACACUUAUUGUUAAACAACGUCAACAUCCUGAUUUACUUGUGAUUCGACGUAUUCUUAUAACUGUUGGUUUCGUAAUAAGUUUGGGAAUACCUGCUAUGAUUUUUCUGGUGAUGUUUUUUAUUACAAAUGAACAAUAUCCUCUUACUUUUCCUUUUCUAUGUUUUUUUAUUAGUAUAUCAAUGCUAGGUUUAUGUUUAUUAACAAUUAUUUUUACACCACAACUAAAAAAGACUGUUGUCAAAAUUGUUCAACAGAAUCGCGUUACAUUCCUGAAUGACAGCUUCAUAGCUUCGAUUCCAACGAGACAAUGA